Messenger RNA from Arabidopsis arenosa, 1230 nucleotides. Lineage: Eukaryota; Viridiplantae; Streptophyta; Magnoliopsida; Brassicales; Brassicaceae. The record is from the annotation of a GenBank genome assembly.
GUUUAGAGAAAGAGAAGAAGACUUGUUCAAAGAGAGAAAGAAGAGAUCACACACAACAUGGAUCAUCAUCAACUCUUCUCUCUCUGCUCAUUUUCGUACAUCUUCAAAAUCAAGAAACAUCUAUUCGUUAGCCUCUUUCUACUUAGCCUCCUCAUCUUCUCGAGCGUCGUCGUCGACGUCUUGCCCUUUCUUCGUAUCGGAUUGUUGUCGUCGUCAUCGCAAACCGUAACAAAGGAGUGCGAUUACUCCGAAGGCAGAUGGGUUCGUCGAACAUCAUCUGAUAAUGGAUUACUAUACGGUGAAGAGUGUCGCUUUCUUGAUUCUGGUUUUCGUUGUCAUAAGCAUGGGAGAAAAGAUUCUGGUUAUCUUGAUUGGCGAUGGCAACCACACGGCUGCGAUCUUCCUCGAUUUAACGCAAGUGAUUUUCUUGAGAGGAGUCGGAACGGGAGGAUAGUGUUCGUGGGAGAUUCUAUAGGAAGAAACCAGUGGGAAUCUCUUAUGUGCAUGCUCUCACAAGCAAUACCUAAUAAAUCUGAAAUCUAUGAAGUAAAUGGGAACCCCAUAACUAAACACAAGGGCUUUCUCUCCAUGCGAUUCCCUCGGCAAAACCUCACUGUUGAGUAUCACAGAACACCCUUUCUUGUCGUGAUUGGCCGGCCACCGGAUAAAUCACCGAAAGAUGUCAAAACCACUGUGAGAGUCGACGAAUUUAACUGGCAGUCAAAAAGAUGGGUCGGCUCAGAUGUUCUGGUCUUCAAUUCAGGGCAUUGGUGGAACGAAGACAAAACUGUGUUAACAGGAUGCUAUUUUGAGGAGGGAAGGAAAGUGAACAAGACAAUGGGAGUAAUGGAGGCAUUUGAAAAGUCUUUGAAGACAUGGAAGUCAUGGGUCUUAGAGAAACUUGAUCCUGACAAGAGUUAUGUCUUCUUCAGAAGCUACUCUCCAGUGCACUACAGAAAUGGGACAUGGAAUACGGGUGGUCUAUGUGAUGCAGAUAUUGAGCCUGAGACUGAUAAAAGGAAGAUGGAACCUGAUGCGAGUCACAAUGAAUAUGUCUAUAAAAGUUCAGGAAAGAUGGUCAUAUUUCUCGGUAUCGAGAGCAAGGCACUUCUGUUGAUGUUCCUCAAGACUGUAGCCACUGGUGCCUACCCGGCGUACCAGAUACAUGGAAUGAGAUUCUCUAUGCGCAACUCUUGUCAAUGAACUACAGAACAAAGUGAUUUCUUAAGG